Molecule: messenger RNA, 1153 nt
Organism: Lingula anatina
Lineage: Eukaryota; Metazoa; Brachiopoda; Lingulata; Lingulida; Lingulidae
Product: polycystin-1-like protein 2
Biological process (GO): detection of mechanical stimulus
Cellular component (GO): membrane
Molecular function (GO): protein binding; calcium ion binding; calcium channel activity
Source: RefSeq, a predicted model, not a curated record
UAACAAGAUGAAUUCUUGGGUGGAUACCGUAAUCAACAGGAAGAAGAAGAGUAAACUCUCCCGCAAAAAGCCUGCGAUCAAUGACAUACCCACAGUUGCUGUCACAACCCAAGAAACAAACGACAGCACAACCGCGCCACCUAUCGACACUCAGCAGGUUCUGCUGGAAGUAGCUGGCGUUGAGGACAACACAUCAUGUGACAAGAGCAAAAAUGCUCGGCGCCGUGUGGUGAUCCGAAGUGCGACUGCGCAACAACACAUCAUGUCCGCGGACACAAAUGGCGAAGUUCCCAAGAAGAAGGUUAAGAAGCGACCCGUGGACAGGGAUAUGGAGACGGCCAUGGCCUUGGCCGAAAAGAUGUCAGACAAUUUUCUCAAAAUCUUCAAAGUGUUUGCUGAAAGGGAUGAAGACAUUGUUGACACCAUAUUAAGAGAGUGUUUAGAAGAAGAACUAAUGGACGAAAUCAAAGGGGUAUCAAAACCAAAGAUGCCUGCUUCAAAGGACAAAAACGCAAGCAAUUCUCUCCAAGUGCCAGCUCCUAAACCAAAAUCAAAAUCGAAAUCAAAGAAGCGCAAAGGAAAGUCAAAGAAGGGACAAUCAGAUCUCGCCGUCACGUGGGAAGUAAACGAGAACACUGGAGAUGUUCCAGGACAGACACAAUAACGAGAGAGAGAGAGAGAGAGAGAGAUAGAGAUGUAGAGAGAGAGAGAUAGAAAAUCUGACAGAAACAACAUUUUUAUUUUCAUCGCACGAGCUGGUACUUAACAAUAUCGGUAAAACGCUGCACUUCACGUUGUUUGAAAAGUUUAGGUAACAUGGAAAUAUUACAACCAUGUAACGCUCACAUCUCGCUCAUUUAUCCUGUACAUGCAGUAGAUCAUCAGCUCUGUUCAUGCAUCGAUUACCAAAUUCGUGAUUAACAUACUCAUCAUACACUCACAUCCGUAAUAAAUUACCUGCUGCUGCUCCAGUGCCCUCUAUCGGUCAUUAAGCUUGGAAGGUGUAAACUGCCCUCACGACCGUCUCUUGCCAUAGAUUCAACACAACUUAUUCGUCUGGAUGUUCUCAUGCAGGGCACGUCAAAUAGACAUGCACUUUAAAUUGUUCUUUGGUCUCGAAACUGAAGUCUGCCAGUUCCGCUCUGCCACCUAU